UCUCCCCUCAGAAUCUUCUUACGAGAAAACAGCCACGCAGCAAAGAAGGUAAGACGAUGUUCACGUUGGAGAGCUCCGACGGUUUCUUAUUUGUGGUUGACGAAGCGGUCGUACUUCAAUCAGUGAUACUGUCGCCUAUGGUUCAAGAUUGCGCCAGUCGUGAAUACCCGAUCACCAACGUCACAGGCAAAAUCCUCAAGUUAGUGAUUGAAUACUGCAAGAAUCACGUCGUCGUCGACGGUGGCGAUUCUUCUUCCUCCUCCAGUGAUGCUCUCAAGAAGUGGGACGAUAAGUUCAUCACGCAAAUGGAUCUGUCCACGGUCUACGAUCUCCUCAUGGCUGCGAACUACCUAAACAUCAAAGGUCUUUUUGAUCUCGCUUGCCAGAGAGUCGCUGACGUGAUCGCUGCAUGCAAAGACCAUAAGGAGAUUCGUGCAAUGUUCGGCCUCGUGAACGACUUCACAGCAGAGGAGGAAGCAGAGGUUCUCAAGGAGAACGAGUGG
Brassica oleracea var. oleracea is the source of this 503-nucleotide messenger RNA. RefSeq names its product SKP1-like protein 13. The annotation marks the transcript as partial. The transcript has a single exon. NCBI's taxonomy places the organism in Eukaryota, Viridiplantae, Streptophyta, Magnoliopsida, Brassicales, Brassicaceae. Gene Ontology annotation, cellular component: cytoplasm; nucleus. Gene Ontology annotation, molecular function: cullin family protein binding. Gene Ontology annotation, biological process: SCF-dependent proteasomal ubiquitin-dependent protein catabolic process. The record is from RefSeq and is a predicted model, not a curated record.